AUGCCUCCUCGAAUCCGCCUGCGCACCCUUGCGCAACUCGCGGAGCUCUCAAUCGAAUCUGCUCCCACAUACACCUGCGGCCGGUGCUCGCGACUGUACGCGACUGCAGCAGCAGCGACGACGCCGGCCCCGUCAGAUGCGCAGAUGCGGGCCUCGAUACCCACGCUCGCCCGUUACCCGCCCGUGCAGCCGCCCUCGCACCGCAACCCGGCCUACCGCAAAUCCCAACUGCUGCGGUCCUACGUCUCGCUCCUCCAGACGACGCCCCUGAUCAUCUUCUUCCAGCACAACAACCUCAAGGCCACCGAGUGGGUGAGCAUCCGGCGCGAGCUGGCCGUGGCCCUUCGCAAGCUCGACGCCCAGCUGGCUGCGCAGGGCAAGCCGCCGCACGAGCGCAUCGGCGAGUACAUCAAGCUGCAGGCAGCGUACGAGGCCGCACAGCAGCACAAGAACGAACAUCCCCUGACGCCGGGGCUGGCGGGCUCCGUGGCUAUCCUGACCUUCCCCGCCGUGUCGCCGACGUACCUGAAGACGGCGUUCUCGAUCCUGUCGCCACAACCGCCCCUCUUCCCGGCCCCGACGCGGAGAGCCGUGCCCCAAUACUACGAGCCGGCGGUGCAGGACGGGCUGAAGAAGCUCCUGCUGCUCGGCGCCCGGGUGGACGGCCAGCUCUUCGACAUGGAGGGCACGAGAUGGGUCGGCAGCAUCGACGGCGGCAUCGACGGGCUGCGCGCCCAGCUGGUGGCCAUGCUGCAGGGCUUUGGGGCCGCCAUGGUGCACACGCUGGAGAGUGGCUCCCGGAGUCUCUGGUUCACCAUGGAGGGUCGGAGGCGGAUGUUGGAGGAGGAGGAAGAGAAGCCACAGGGGAACGGGGAGGAGGAGGAGAAGAAGGGUUGA
Messenger RNA from Fonsecaea erecta, 897 nucleotides. RefSeq lists its product as hypothetical. The record is from RefSeq and is a predicted model, not a curated record. The coding region runs from base 1 to 897 and encodes 298 amino acids. Gene Ontology annotation, molecular function: structural constituent of ribosome. NCBI's taxonomy places the organism in Eukaryota, Fungi, Ascomycota, Eurotiomycetes, Chaetothyriales, Herpotrichiellaceae. Gene Ontology annotation, cellular component: mitochondrial large ribosomal subunit. The transcript is spliced from 2 exons. Gene Ontology annotation, biological process: translation.